AUGUCACAGCUUCUCUUCCGUCUCUCCAAACUCUCUCACCUGAAUAAGAAUGUUUUUGCACAGAAGAGCGUUCGUUUGUUUUCAACCAGCCCUUGUUUGUCACUUUGCUGCGUUUGGGAUGAUGCUUUGGGUUUGGUAGAAGGUGGCAGCUACAUCGGAAAGGUCCUCUUUUUUGAUCCGGCCAAGAAUGAGAUACUCCAAGUCCCGGAUAAAACAAUUCCACAAGAGCUACUUAACUCUAAGCCAAUAGGAGCUUCACAAGGAUGGGGAUUUUCAUCUGAACAGUCCAAUCAUAACUCUCUACAUAUCACCGACCUUUUUAAUCCUCUGGCUGCUUCCAAGUCAAACACCAAGAUGAUUCCUCUGCCUCCGCUUACUAGUAUGCUCUAUGGUCAAACCAAAGUGGUCUGGAACGUGGCAAUGUCCUCUUCUUCCCCUCAUGAGGAAGAUUGUGUGGUGGCUAUCAAGUUCUUUGGUAGGCAACUGAGUAUGUGCAAGCCUGGUCGUGACCUCGCUUGGACUAACAGGCUAAUCCCUUUCGACCGCGCGGAAAACUCUAAUCUCAUGUAUUCAAAGAGAGAUCAAAGGUUCUAUUUGCCUGCCCCUGGAGGCAACUACUUGUGCUCUUGGGACCUCCACUUCGAUAACGAUCCUAAGUUCAAUGAGUUGGUGUUUCCUAACUUUCCCAAUUUGCCACAGUCCACGUGGGAAGAUUUAGAUUCUUGCAUCAGGGAGGACCAUUGGGUAGAGUCACCUUCCGGUCAAAGUUUUCUAGUCAAACGUUAUUCACGUGUAGGAAGCAAGGCCCCGAUGGUGAUGGUGCUGGUGUUUAGAGAGGAGGACCAAGUCACUGCAAAAGGAACAAGAAACAUGUGUUACACCCAGGACAUUGGAGAUCUUUGUAUCUUCCUUUCAAAGAACGAUCCAUUUUGCGUUGUGGCAAGCUCCUGCCCUGGUCUCAAGCCCAACUCCAUCUACAUGAUGGAUCAUUGCGUAUCUAUUUGCGAGCUCGCCAAUGGAACUGUCACUUGUUUUGAACUUCCCAAAAUGAUGCCUUUCUCCCCUUUCUGGAUUCCUCCAUGUUCUGUCUAGUUCUUUGGUUGAUGUGUUUGCUUUUGGAUUUGCUAUGAUGUUCCUUUUUUUUGUUUGACUCUGUUAUUCAGUUUAUGUCAUUUUUUCUUUAA
Messenger RNA from Brassica napus (rape), 1184 nucleotides. RefSeq lists its product as uncharacterized. The transcript has 3 exons. Lineage: Eukaryota; Viridiplantae; Streptophyta; Magnoliopsida; Brassicales; Brassicaceae. Bases 1 to 1092 code for a protein of 363 amino acids. The record is from RefSeq and is a predicted model, not a curated record.